Bolinopsis microptera is the source of this 2051-nucleotide messenger RNA. RefSeq lists its product as uncharacterized. Bases 181 to 1521 code for a protein of 446 amino acids. NCBI's taxonomy places the organism in Eukaryota, Metazoa, Ctenophora, Tentaculata, Lobata, Bolinopsidae. The record is from RefSeq and is a predicted model, not a curated record. The transcript has 11 exons.
CAAGCACUGAUCCGCGCUUUCUGAUCGGCUAGUUUGCGUCACGUGAUCACAAUACUCUUCGCUGAUUGGGAGGUCGACACAGGUUGUACAUCUCACUCUCUCUCUCACUCUCCAGUUACUACGAUUUGAGCUUUAGUAUGUGUGCGUGUUGUAUUCUUUAGUUGCUCCUGUGAAAAUAUCAUGCCUGUUCUAGGUAUGGAGGCUCUUGCGGGGCCCUGUCACUCCGCUAACACAUUCAGAGGUGCUCGACUCUCACCCAUCAAGAAGGUGGUUCCAGUAAGCCCUCUCCCUGGCUCCCCAAUACAACUACAAGAUGAUAUCCAGUUCGACCCCUCCUCCAGAUACGUUACACCCGGAUCAGUUGGUGGCUUCUUCAGUACAAGAACCCAAGUCCUAUCAGUAACCUUGCCCUCACUACACAACGAUUUCUACGUUCCAGCUAGGGGCUUCAUGAAGCGACCUGUUGCUUCCAACAGAUUUGUGCCAACCGAGGGAAGAUUAAGAUCUAGUCAGGAGCUAAGCCCACGAGACAGAUUGCGUGUGGAGAAUGACUUGUUACUUUUAGCCAAGGAGCGGUUAAGGAAAUCUAUGCAAGUGGUGCCACACAGAUCAGAACAACCCUACCUUAUGGCUGGCUUUCCAGUCAAGUUACAGCACCGUUCUUCGAACGGUCUACUCUCCCUACCUGCAGUUGCCACUCCCCUCACAAUCAUGCCUCCUCAACCCAGCUUAGUUCAGGAGGGGGAGAGAAGUUCCUCCCAGAGUAGGAAAUACAGCUCUACUUCGGUACCACGAAAUGGGAGUGUCACUUCAGAGGCGUUCCUAACUCAGUCAACACUCGAUCAGCAGCCUAUUGUCAUGGAUGAGAUCACUGUGAGGAAGUGCCCUAACUAUCGGUCGCCGUGCAGUCUGCUUGGUAAGGACACGGUAUUGGAGCUAAGCAGGAAGUUCAGAGCAACUUCACUGCAGGCUGACACUCUUCCCUACAGUCUAGCAGAGGAAUUGGUUUCUAGUGCACCUGAUCCUUCUCUUGCUGUCCAGGUUAGUGCACCUGAUCCUUCUCUUGCUGUCCAGGUUAUAGAUAUAAACAAAGACGGUAUUGUGGACAUCAAGGAGUUCAUCGUAGUUUCCAGCCUCAGUGCACACCUCUAUAAAGAGUCAGAUGUGGAUUACACGAAGUUAGAAAACAAACUCAAAUCAUUAAGGCGCCAGCACAUGGAGUUAGGUAACGCUACAAUCGGAAAUAUAAUCAACAGUAUUUCUAAACUGCUGAUAACUCCUCCUCUAAUGGAAUCCAUACUUACCCUUGUCAACUGUAACCCUAACGAGAAUUUGGCCUUUUUGGAGUACUUGUGUGUGUACAAGUUCUGGGGGGACUUGGAGAACAGCGUCCUAGACGAGGAGCUUACAGCAGAGAAGUUAUUACAGAAGGACGUGAACGACUAUGUGACAUCGUAUGUGGGCUCCAGUGACAGUACUUUCUCAUUUGACGACUUAGUCUCUUCUACCGACCUUUUGUGACGAUCUGACUGUCUCUAGUUGAAGUGGUGAGAUGUAAAAGCACGUGGCGUGACGCGCCGCGCCCGUCACCAGUCACCACCAGCUUGCCCAAUCUACAUUCUAAACAUCUUCAAUGAACUGCACUACACCAUCUACACGCCUUCAAUUAAUACUUAUACAAACUAAAGCAUCAAGCAUUCAAGCACAACAUGAUAUUUUGUAUCCGGCCAUAUGAACCCGGUCCAAUACUUACUUUGAGGUCCAACAGAUCAAUAUUUUAACGAAAAAGAGACUAUUUAAAUACUCGAUAGCUGAUACAAUCGUCUAGAAGGAUAAUCGGGUUCCGUGAGUCGAUAAAUAAACGCGACUAAAUAUCGUGUAAUUCACUUUCUAUUUAUCGUAUUUUUUUGAGUUGCAACUGAUCGCAAGAAUGAUUUAAGGUUUUGGGAUUAUUGGACUUUACUUACUUAUAAGUUAUAGCUGAUAUGAUUUUGAGUUGAUAAGGGACCUUAUAAACGAGUGAUCUUGCAUUUUGAAAAUUUCCCUGUCAA